GAAAUGCUCAGAAGAGUACAGAGUCCAGGCAGAGAAAUACCUGUUACUUUCUGUAACAGAAAUCUUGUUGGGUGUUUUUUUUUUUUUUUUUUUUUUAAUAUAUGCUGCAUGGUAACUUUCUCUGGAGGAUCCCGUAGUGCUCGAGGACAGCAGAGUUUACAAGUCAUUCAUUGCCCCAAUCCAUGAGAUUGUCAAGGUUUUGGUUACUGUAUAUUACCAGGACAUAACAAUGGCAGCCAGACAUGAAAGUGUCAUCAUACAGGAUCCUGUAAAACAUGGAUACAACUCUCAGGGUGGAGCUCCCUGGCGCCCUGUCCCUGCCCGAGCAAUGCUGCCCAAAGUGGAGUCUGAAGCCCUGGGACUGUCCAGAUCACACGGGGAGCAGGGCCACAUGCCGGACAACAUGCAAGUGUCCCAGUUUAAAAUGAUGGGCUACUCGUACGACGAUGAGCUGGAGGAGAUGUGUCCUGUGUGUGGGGACAAGGUUUCAGGGUAUCAUUAUGGACUUCUGACCUGUGAGAGCUGCAAGGGAUUCUUCAAGAGGACGGUUCAGAACAACAAGAGAUAUACUUGCAUUGAAAAUCAGAGCUGCCAGAUUGACAAAACCCAGAGAAAAAGGUGUCCAUACUGCAGGUUCCAGAAAUGUUUGAGUGUGGGCAUGAAGCUGGAAGCUGUGCGGGCAGACCGAAUGCGUGGAGGGAGAAACAAAUUUGGGCCAAUGUACAAGAGGGACCGUGCAUUAAAACAGCAGAAAAAGGCUUUAAUUCGUGCCAAUGGACUGAAACUAGAGGCCAUGGGUCAAGUCAUUCAGUCGAUUCCCACUGAUCUGACCAUUUCUUCGGCCAUACAGAACAUUCACUCAGCAUCCAAGGGACUACCUCUAAACCACGCUGCCCUGCCCCCAUCAGACUAUGAUCGAAGCCCCUUUGUAACUUCCCCCAUCAGUAUGGCUAUGCCGCCUCAUGGCAGCCUGCAGGGUUACCAGGCUUAUGGGCACUUUCCAAGUCGUGCUAUUAAAUCAGAGUAUCCAGACCCUUACACAAGUUCACCAGAAUCCAUAAUGGGAUACUCAUAUAUGGACAGCUACCAGUCUAGUUCUCCCUCUAAUAUCCCUCACCUAAUUGUUGAACUCUUGAAAUGUGAACCAGAUGAGCCUCAAGUACAGGGGAAGAUCAUGGCAUACUUACAGCAGGAGCAGGCCAACAGAAGCAAACAUGAUAAACUCAAUACAUUUGGACUCAUGUGCAAAAUGGCAGACCAGACACUAUUUUCCAUUGUUGAGUGGGCAAGGAGCAGCAUCUUUUUCAGAGAGCUUAAGGUGGAUGAUCAGAUGAAGCUAUUGCAGAACUGUUGGAGUGAGUUACUUAUUCUGGACCAUAUAUUUCGGCAAGUUCUACACGGGAAAGAAGGUUCCAUUCUGUUGGUCACGGGACAACAGGUGGAUUACUCUGUCAUUGUCACACAGGCCGGAGCCACACUAAAUAACCUCAUGAGUCACGCACAAGAUCUUGUUGCCAAACUGCGGUCUCUGCAGUUUGACUUGAGGGAAUUUGUGUGCCUGAAAUUUCUGGUACUCUUCAGUCUGGAUGUCAAGAACCUGGAGAAUUAUCAGCUGGUGGAAGGAGUUCAAGAACAAGUUAAUGCUGCACUACUGGACUAUAUCAUGUGCCAUUAUCCACAGCAAACUGAUAAAUUUGGCCAAUUAUUGCUACGGUUACCAGAAAUUCGUGCAAUAAGUUUACAGGCGGAAGAGUAUCUGUAUUAUAAACACCUCAACGGGGAUGUGCCAUGUAACAAUCUUCUUAUCGAAAUGCUCCAUGCAAAGAGGGCCUGAACCAUCCCCCCUCCCCCCACUGAACUGCACGCAUUGCAAAUACGGUUUAAAGACUUUGUAAAAAUAUAUAAUCAGAACUCUUAAUAGUCAUUACGUGAUGCAUCAGGGUAUUUGUAUUUCAAACUGUGAAAGACAUUACUUAUCCACAGAAGAUUCUAUAUGGAAUUUACUGCCUGAAUUCAAAAUGGCCACCUGAACAGAACUGAAAACUAUUGUUUGUGUAAAAAAAGAAGCUCCAAAGAGAAGCUCAGAAAAGACUGUUCUGUUAAAUAUGUGUCAAAGAGAAGAUCCCCGGAAGAGCUCCAUGUUCAACCUUCCCAUGCUAGCUCAAGUUCAAAUAUAAAGUUACAGAUGAAGUCUAUGCAUUUCCAGAUGUGUUUUGUUUCAUAUAUGGUUGGCCAAAAUUAAAACCAAAAAAAAAGUUUCAUAUAUAUAUAUAUAUAUAUAUAUAUAUAUAUAUAUAUAUAUAUAUAUAUAUAUAUAUAUAUUUGCAUGUAAAUUACUCUUUCUAUUUGUCAGGUAAAUGCCUGCAAAAUGCUAAGCAUGGCAGUCAAGUAUGGCUUCCAUAUGUACAAGGCCUGUGUUUCCCAGAUUACAUAGAGAAGAUACCAAACUGCCUGUUAGGCCAAACUAAAUGUAAUGCCUGGAACAGCAGAGAGCUCAUAAUGGCUAGCUGGCACCUCUGGCACUUUACAGCUUUAAUGUGAAUUGUUAUGUCUCCAAAUGUCUAAAAUGUAUUAAAAGUAAAGAAAGUAAAUAUUGUGAGACUAAGCUCGUCACAUUUCCAUCUUUCUUGCACCAGAGAAGCUUCUGUUUUAA
Xenopus laevis (African clawed frog) is the source of this 2653-nucleotide messenger RNA. It is a transcript of the gene nr5a2.L, whose product is annotated as nuclear receptor subfamily 5 group A member 2 L homeolog. The coding region runs from base 230 to 1834 and encodes 534 amino acids. NCBI's taxonomy places the organism in Eukaryota, Metazoa, Chordata, Amphibia, Anura, Pipidae. The transcript is spliced from 8 exons. The record is from RefSeq and is a predicted model, not a curated record.